AUGGUUGACCUUCCUUACUAUCUUGUCCUCACUGGUGAAGAUCAAAUUGAAGAACUCGUUAUCAAUCACCUACUUAGUGAUGAACUCAACAGAAUUGUUGUUGGAACCCUCAACGUUGGUGGAAUGAGUUCAAUUUUGAACGUUGAAAGGGCAAAUGCAUAUGUGAAUGCAAAUGUCUUCCCUGCCAAUGUCCGGCGGUGCCACCUUCUCUUCCUUCAGGAAUUAUCAGCUGGUGCAGCUACGAUUAUUGCUGUACAUCUCCACAUGGUUGUCUUGCACCACCAUGGUGACUCCGCAAUACUCACCACUUUAGAUAUUGGAAACACGAACCAUGUCCAUGAUAUUAGAGCUGCAAUAUCGACUCUAUUAACAUCUAUCGGUGAUAUGGAUGUGGCAUCUGUCCAUGUACCUCGCAGCAUCGCUCCAAGAAACCAGUUUCUGGAUACUCUAAAUAAUCUGAGCCUCACAAUUUCUUCUGGCGAUUACAAUACAACCCAGGGUUACAUUGGCAACCGCUUGAACCUUGUUCCUCAAAACAAUCCAAACAUGCUCACUACUACCAAUACUCAGAGAUCAGGUGCCAUUGAUCAUAUCUUGACAACAACAAUCUUUACCAGAGUUAGUGAUCGUCGAGUUAUUUCGCUAAACCUACAAAAUCUUGGCCUCGCUGCAAAUCAUACUCCAAACCAUCACUUCGUACAAGUAGUUCUCAGAUUGAAUAACCAUGCUCGCAGUUUGUUCGAAAUUAAUAUCACCUACGAGGAUGAAGAUGGAUAUCAUAUUUUUCCAGAGUCUUUUGCUGGUUUCGAAUACGACAAUGAAUAUGAAGAUGAAUAUGAAGAUGAAUAUGAAGAAGAGGCAGAGGAAGAGGAGGAAGAAGAGGAUGAAGAGGAUGAAGAGGCAGAGGAAGAGGAGGAAGAAGACAUCACGCCCAAGAAAUCCAAGAAAUCCAAGAAAUCCAAGAAAUCCAAGAAAUCCAAGAAAUCCAAGAAGAAGGAUGAAGAGGAUGAAGAGGCAGAGGAAGAGGAGGAGGAAGAAGACAUCACGCCCAAGAAAUCCAAGAAAUCCAAGAAAUCCAAGAAAUCCAAGAAAUCCAAGAAAUCCAAGAAAUCCAAGAAGAAGGAUAAACAACAAGUUGUGGAGGAGGAUGAAGAGGCAGAGGAAGAGGAGGAGGAAGAAGACAUCACGCCCAAGAAAGACAAGAAAUCCAAGAAAUCCAAGAAGAAGGAUAAACAACAAGUUGUGGAGGAGGAUGAAGAGGAUGAAGAGGCAGAGGAAGAGGAGGAGGAAGAAGACAUCACGCCCAAGAAAUCCAAGAAAUCCAAGAAAUCCAAGAAAUCCAAGAAAUCCAAGAAAUCCAAGAAAUCCAAGAAGAAGGAUGAAGAGGAUGAAGAGGCAGAGGAAGAGGAGGAAGAAGACAUCACGCCCAAGAAAUCCAAGAUCUCCAAGAAAUUUUUUUUUUUCAAAAAAAUUCGAAAAUUCUAA
Molecule: messenger RNA, 1485 nt
Organism: Heterostelium album PN500
Lineage: Eukaryota; Evosea; Eumycetozoa; Acytosteliales; Acytosteliaceae
Exons: 1
Coding region: 1-1485 (494 amino acids)
Source: RefSeq, a predicted model, not a curated record